Dermacentor silvarum is the source of this 1382-nucleotide messenger RNA. RefSeq lists its product as uncharacterized. Bases 218 to 1165 code for a protein of 315 amino acids. NCBI's taxonomy places the organism in Eukaryota, Metazoa, Arthropoda, Arachnida, Ixodida, Ixodidae. Gene Ontology annotation, cellular component: membrane. The transcript is spliced from 7 exons. The record is from RefSeq and is a predicted model, not a curated record. Gene Ontology annotation, molecular function: ligand-gated monoatomic ion channel activity.
UUACCACUUGCCCUCUCGGCUUACAUAUGGAGCUCUCUAUCCGAACGGAACCUGGAGUCCUGGACUGACGGCUGACGUCAUAAAUAAUGUGGUCAACAUUACUUUUCCUGCCGUUGUUAGGACAGCCGAACGGGACGAGUUACUAGACCCAACGUCGCCCUUCUACGUGACUCCGGUUAAAAUUCUCGCUGGCCGGAACCAAACGCGCGAAAGCAACAUGGCUGGUUACCUGUUGACUUUUGAUCCUCAAGUAUGGGCGCUGCUCUUGGUGUUCUUGGCCCUGCUGAGCAUCGUGUUCGCCGUCUUGGACGUGACACAACGCAACAUGCAAGGGCUACGGUCCACACCACUCGAAUCCUGGAACGAACAUUUCUGGAUGCUAUUCGAGAACAUGUUCUGUGAAGCCUCCGCAAGAAUGCCCGAAACAACGGUUCUGCGUAUCCUCAGCGCCGUCUGGUGGAUUGCCAUCGUGGUGCUAAUGAAUGCUUUCGCCGGCCAAAUGCGUGCCUGUCUCUUGGUUAAAUCCGAACGGCCGAGAAUAAACACGCUGGCCGAUAUUGCUGCGAGGCCUCACCUGAAGGUUUAUAUUCUGAAAAACACUGUGGCUACCCGUUACAUAGAGUGGUCUCAAGGAGCAGCCGAGAAGAAAGUGUGGAGCAUGAUUCGCCGCCACGGGACCGACCUCUACGGCUUGUUGCGCUACUCGGAUGAGAUGCUGACCGAAAUUGUCCAGGAGAAAGCGGUGAUGAUACACGUCGAAUCAAAUUCUCGAGCCGAGGCAGGCCACUUCUGCGAGGACGGUCCCACGGGAGAGUUCUACUUGGGCACGGAGAUCAUGUACACCCUGAUGCCCGGUGGCUACAUGAACCGAGGAUUGAAUUACAGCCUUCGACGACGGAUUAAGAGAAUUGCGACGGCUUUUCGAGAGAGUGGAAUUGCGGAUUUAAAGUACACGAAGGCCAUGUCUCCGACUGAACGUUGCAGCAUCAACGAGGAAGAAGAGCAGCUCAAGAUGCAAGACAUGAUGUCCGUGUUCAACUUGUACGCUGCCUUCAUCACCGCCUGUAUUUUCCUCUUUGUGGCCGAACUGAUCACUGACCGCGGUAUCCAUGGCGUACGCUAUAGGCGACGCAUUCAGCAAAUCAAGCGUAGAGUGGCAUGGUAGAAGUUUAGUUGUCCCCCUUUUGUUUCAAGCAGGACUGCAAAGAAGAUUUAAAUCGGUAGUCCCGCCAAAUAUUACGUAGAGUCCGACACUUUCAGAUUACAAAGUGCCCAUCGGUUAAGCAUUUCUAGAUCAUUUAAAACGAAAAAAAAAAGUUUGAACCACUUUGCACCAUGAAUAUUAAGGUUAAGGUACAAGCGGGCGUUAUUUCUUUUUUCUG